GCUUGAACCUUCUAUAUUUAGGACAAUACUCCUGCCUCAGUUUCAGCAUAGGAGUAAAGACAACACUUGUUUCUUACAUUUUUCUGUCAGAGGAGAAAGAGCUAAGAGGUGCAAGAAAAAUGGACAUGGAGGCAAGGAGACAUGAUACCAAGGGAGAGAGCGUGUGUGUGGUGAGUGAAGAGGUUACAGUUGAUUGGAGAGGCAAGCCCUCCAAUCCCAACAAGCAUGGUGGCAUGAGAGCAGCGGCAUUUGUUCUUGGGCUUCAAGCAUUUGAAAUAAUGGCAAUAGCUGCUGUCGGGAACAACCUCAUAACAUAUGUGAUAAAUGAGAUGCACUUCUCUUUGUCAAAGUCUGCAAACAUAGUGACAAACUUUGUUGGAACUAUCUUUAUCCUGGCCCUCCUUGGUGGUUACCUCUCAGACUCUUAUCUUGGGUGCUUCUGGACCAUGCUCAUCUUUGGUUUCGUGGAACUUUCUGGUUUCAUAUUACUAUCAGUUCAAGCUCAUCUUCCCCAACUAAAGCCACCCCAGUGUAACAUGUUAACUGGUGGAGAAAACUGUAUAGAAGCUAAAGGAUUCAAGACCUUGAUCUUUUUUGUAGCCCUGUACAUGGUGGCAUUGGGGAGUGGGUGCGUUAAACCCAACAUGAUUGCUCAUGGGGGUGAUCAGUUCAAUCAAAGUAAUCCAAAGCAAUCCAAGAAGCUCUCUACCUACUUCAAUGCUGCCUAUUUUGCUUUCUCCAUGGGUGAACUUUUUGCUCUAACACUUCUAGUAUGGGUUCAAACAAAUUCUGGCAUGGAUGUUGGCUUCGGAGUCUCUGCAGCUGUCAUGGCAAUGGGAUUGAUCAGCUUGGUUUCCGGUACUCUAUAUUACAGGAACAAAGCCCCUCAAGGAAGCAUUUUCACCCCCAUAGCUCAGGUUUUUGUGGCUGCCAUGUUCAAGAGAAAGCAAACCUGUCCCGCUAAUCCGCAGAUGCUUCAUGGAAGCCAAAACAGCGUGCCGAGUAAUGGCCUGGUAGACCCAUCUUCUGACCCUUGCAGGCUAGUUCAUACACAAAGGUUCAGGUUCUUGGACAAGGCGUGCAUCAAAGUUGAAGAUGGAAGCAAUAGGAAGGAGAGUCCAUGGAGAUUAUGCAGUGUCACUCAAGUGGAGCAAGUGAAGAUACUGAUCUCAGCCAUUCCCAUUUUUGCUUGCACCAUAGUUUUCAACACCAUCUUAGCUCAACUCCAGACAUUCUCAGUCCAACAAGGGAGUGCCAUGGACACCCAACUUACCAAAUCCUUCCACAUCCCUCCAGCUUCACUUCAAUCCAUCCCUUACAUCAUACUCAUCUUUGUAGUCCCUCUAUAUGAAACUUUCUUUGUACCUUUUGCAAGAAAAAUCACUGGUCAUGAAUCAGGAAUAUCGCCUUUGCAAAGGAUAGGAGCUGGCCUCUUUUUUGUUACCUUUUCCAUGGUUUCUGCUGCCAUUAUGGAGAAGAAGAGAAGGGAUGCGGCUGUAGAUUCAAACAAGAUAUUGUCCAUCUUUUGGAUCACCCCACAGUUUCUAAUAUUUGGAUUGUCAGAAAUGCUCACUGCUGUUGGUCUCAUCGAGUUCUUUUACAAACAGUCUUUAAAAGGGAUGCAAGCAUUCUUAACAGCUAUCACAUAUUGCUCCUACUCGUUUGGUUUUUACUUGAGCUCCUUGCUAGUUUCUUUGGUGAACAAGGUCACCUCCUCAAGCUCUACAAAUAAAGGCUGGCUUAGUGACAAUGAUCUCAACAAAGACAGGCUAGAUCUUUUCUACUGGAUGCUAGCAGUCCUUGGCUUCCUCAACUUCCUCAACUAUCUAUUCUGGGCUAGAUGGUAUUCUUACAGUCCAACAUCUGUAUCCAUCACAACACAACAAGGUACCCAUGGUGACGACUAUGGCUUCACCAACUCUUCAAAACAUGUUGGGGAUGAGAGCAUCCCUUAGCUGAUUUUUAUACCACUCCUUGAUCAAAAGAAUAUGCUUUCAUCGCACUACAUAUUAUAUAGGCUUGUAAUAUAGGCACAGGAAUAUAAAAAUGUUAAGGGAUCAUCUCCCUUUAUCAUUAGCCCUUCUGUUUUUUACCUUCUCCUUUCUUUCCUUCCAGCCUCGCUGCAGGAAGUAGGCUCCCUCUAGAGGGAGUUUUGUAAAAUGAAGUGAAAAAAUAGGGAACCAAUCUAUAAUUAGAAUAAUGCUAUAAAGGCAGCUUGUGUUGAGCAUCAA
Molecule: messenger RNA, 2231 nt
Organism: Populus trichocarpa (black cottonwood)
Lineage: Eukaryota; Viridiplantae; Streptophyta; Magnoliopsida; Malpighiales; Salicaceae
Product: protein NRT1/ PTR FAMILY 4.3
Exons: 5
Coding region: 120-1955 (611 amino acids)
Biological process (GO): transmembrane transport
Cellular component (GO): membrane
Molecular function (GO): transmembrane transporter activity
Source: RefSeq, a predicted model, not a curated record